CUGGCGGCACGCAGCAACGUCUCCGAGGAACACUUGCCCCGCAGGCUGACUGCCGCACGCUACAUGCACCAUGAGCGGUAGCAGCAGCGUGCCAAAUGCCUGGGACGACGACUGGGAGAAGGCGGCCGACAACCCAGAGCCUAUCGAAGAUAAACCCGCGCCCAAACUGUCCAAGUCGGCGCGUAAAGCGCAGCACAUCGAGCAGAACAAGCUGAUAUGGGACUCGGCCGACAACCCGGCUCGUAAUCACUGGCUCGAAGCUCAAGGUGUAGUACCACUGAAGCAGGAAUACCAGGUGCCCGUCACCCUUUUGAGUCGGAAGCCCCCAACGAUAGCGAAACGGGAUGUCGCGAGUGGUGUAGGCGGAUUGAGUCUCGACGACGACGAAGACAGCGAGCAGGAGAGGCGGAAGAAGCGCGAGGCUGACUUCGAGGAGAGGCAGCGAAAGGCAAAAAUUGAACGAGAAGAGAAGCAGAAGCGGUACGCAGAGGCCAGAGAGAGGAUCAUGGGCUCCUCUAGGCCGACCCUGGCUCCAAGCUCGCGCGAGAGCUCCCAGGGUCGGGAUGGAAAUCGACGAGGACGCGGGAAGCAGAACAAUGGCACCAGUCGUCGCAGUCAACCACAGUCAUCUGCUGAACAGUCUCCUGCGCGCAAUGCAGCGAGAGAUCAACAGUUGUUUGACCCAGAGGAUACGGCACGUCGAACGAAGCGGGAGCCGAGCAACACGGUCCCCAAAGAAGACCAGCCCAUGCGACAACCUCGAGGGCCAGACCAGAGCGGCCGAGGCGGCUUUGGAUUUGGCAAUCGUGGUGGCAUGCUUACAUCAUGAAGGUCCUGACGAAUAACCCAACCAUCAGCUCAUUUCCCCGAUCGCUGGUGUCAUCAUUUGACUGCUAUCGAAAGCCGUCCCUAGGAUAUGAACCAAGAUUGUGCGGGUCGAGCUCCGCCAUGACCGCCCAGCAACAGUGCCACGCCACUUCAGGGAUGCUACUCCAUCCGCUCGAGCCAAUCGCCUGCAGACCGUACGGUGCAUACUGCCCAUGCGUCUCCUCCGCGCGCAACAAGUACUCUAGCAAAACCUUCCACUCUACACGCUCCGAUGUUGG
Messenger RNA from Cercospora beticola, 1106 nucleotides. RefSeq lists its product as uncharacterized. NCBI's taxonomy places the organism in Eukaryota, Fungi, Ascomycota, Dothideomycetes, Mycosphaerellales, Mycosphaerellaceae. The record is from RefSeq and is a predicted model, not a curated record.